UACAGUUCCCGAACGCCGCAGAUAGAGCUCACCGCCACCCUCUUCCAUGGCUUCGCCACCACCUCCUCGCCUCCGCUUCCGCCGGUAGCCGGCCCCCUUUGCCCAUCGGAACUCGCGACCAGGCAACCGUCCACACUCUCAAUGGCAGCAGCGAGCGCGGCGGAGGCCACCUUUGUCUCCCCCUCCUCCUUCGGCCGCCGGAAUAUCGCAUCUUCCUCCUGUUCCUCUCUCCACCUGAGCCUCACAAUCCUGCCUCCCCGGUUCGCUCCUCUCGUCGCCCGCCCCACGAGGUUCUCUGCGGUGGCGGUGCCGUUGAAGCGCGUCGGAUGUGUACUUGCAGCUGCAUCGGCGACAGGGAGCCCUCAGUUCGGCAGUGGGGAGAAUGAUAACCUGUACGAGAUUUUGGGCAUCAGUCCGCUUGAUGGGUUCGACCAGGUGAAGAUGGCCUACAAAUGGCGUCGAAAGAACGCCGAGAACAGUGGCGAUGCUGCAUACUUGUUGAAGUUAGAGAGGGCUUAUGAUACGGUCAUGAUGGAACAGCUGCAAAACCGGAAGAAAGGUGUGGCAUAUGGAUCAGUCCAGGUGACAAAGGACAUCAAAUAUGCUGAUAAUCAACCAAUAGUUCCCUGGGGACCUAGAUACUCUAGAGCCACUGCAAAGGACGUACAGAUAAAUAUGGCAAUAUCAGCAACAUUUAUCACGUGCAUAUUGACCAUGGGCCAUGCAGACUGGAAACCCUUGCAGUUUUUGUGUUUUGCUUAUUUCUAUCGAAUACUUGAGAAACUGAAGUCUAGCGAGCCAGCAAUAACUCCUGUAUACAAUGAGUACGGUGAGGUUGAAGGCCGAGGUAUACAUAUGGCAAAGCGAGUGCUUCGUAGUUUGGGUUUGGUACUUGGAUCGAUAUUUGCUGCAUCCCUGGGUUAUACCGGACUGGCCAAUUUCUCCCAGUUUCUUGGUCACUAUAUUCCCUCUGUUGUUUGUAACUUCCAGGAGUUGAUUGUGACCACAGCUUCAUCUGUUCUGCUUUGCAUACUGGCUACGUACUACCGAUAGCGAUUGUGCUGGACUGCCCCCUUGUUUUGCAGUCCUGAUACAUUGCCACUCAAUCAUUUUCAUCUUCAUCUUCAUCACGCAACCAUCAUCAUCAU
This is a messenger RNA of Triticum dicoccoides, 1148 nucleotides long. RefSeq lists its product as uncharacterized. Bases 142 to 1053 code for a protein of 303 amino acids. The transcript is spliced from 10 exons. Lineage: Eukaryota; Viridiplantae; Streptophyta; Magnoliopsida; Poales; Poaceae. Gene Ontology annotation, cellular component: chloroplast membrane. The record is from RefSeq and is a predicted model, not a curated record.